AAUAUUAAAAAGAGAAUAAAUUACAAUUAUUGUCAUAAUAAGUGAAUUUAAAUCCACCACAUGUAACCUCACCUCCCAUUUAUUUUUGAGAAGAUCAAAUCCCUCCGAUGCUUUAACUUUACAACUUUUUUUCUUCUAAUUAUUAACAAUCUAAAACAUAUUGCUUCUAUUCUCUCACUCGAAAACUUUUACUUUUUCAUUGAUGAAGCUUUGUAUUUGUUACUUAAGAGGUUCUUGAAAUUUUUAAUAAUUGUUAUGACCAAACUUUCUUCAAUACUCUAUAUGAUUAAGGUUCAAAGGAAAUCCACAUUUUCUAAGUUAUCUUUUCAUUUUCUUGUCUUAUUUAAGUCUAACCACAAUUAGGGCUCUUUCUUCAAUUUCUUUUCUUUCUCUCUCUACUUUAGAACUCUCCUCCUUCUAACUACAUCUUCCCUAAGUUCAACUUUUUCUAGUGCUCGGAAGCCUUCAGCUUCACAAGUUUUUUAGGUGUUGGGAAGCCCUCCGGCUUCUCAAGCACGAUGGAGAUGGCCUUUCGUGCUCUUGUGUUCGAUGACCACCUUGAGUGGUCUAUCGAUAUGUUUUGUGGCCCCUUUAGUGGCCUUUUUCAUUUCUUCCUUUACUAUUUCUUGUUUUUCUUUGUUUUGUUUACUCAAAUCUGGUCGCCAACAUGCCAACAAAGCAAAAAUUAGGGGUUGGCCGUUGCUUGUCUUGAUCUUCUUGCCACGGCAUCUUAGAGGGCGAGCUCAUCUUUAAGAGCAGAUUGAAGGAUGUUUAAUUCUUGAAACAAUCGACCAAAAGAAUUUGUAAAAAUCAAGUUUCUUAGAUAUU
Rubroshorea leprosula is the source of this 828-nucleotide messenger RNA. NCBI's taxonomy places the organism in Eukaryota, Viridiplantae, Streptophyta, Magnoliopsida, Malvales, Dipterocarpaceae. The record is from the annotation of a GenBank genome assembly.